AUGGAGGAGCUGUACAAGGACGCCCCAAACCUGCCCAUGGAUGUCACCAGCUCACCCUCAGCAAUGGCCAACAACAAGCUGGAAAACGGGGUAGCCCAGCUGAUCACGGCAGAGGCCUGGAACAUCAACUCGGCUGACCUGAUGAAGAAGGCCCUGUCCCCGCUGGUGACCGUCCCUGCACCCUCCAUCCUGACGCCACCGGCCGAGUCUCAGAGCGGGGUGGCCCUGAAGGUGGCAGCCACCGUGCUGCAGCCCAUCUUCGCCGGCGGGGGGGCGGCGCUGCGGCGCCAGCCGCAGAAGUGGCUGGUGGAGCAGGCGGGCAGGGCAGGCUGCGAGCCCAAGGGCAGCAACAACAUCGAGAUCGUCAGCACCUCGCAGACAGCCAAAGUCAUCGUCUCUGUCAAGGACGCCGUGCCCACCAUCUUCUGCGGCAAGAUCAAGGGCCUGUCGGGGGUCUCCACCAAAAACUUUUCCUUCAAAAGGGACCUGCCCCAGGACUCGGUGCUGCAGUGCUACGACGUGAAGAGCCCGCCCGAGCCCCGGGACGCCGCCGAGGCCCUCAGGAAACCCGUCAAAAACAGGAGCGUUAAGCUAAAGAAAAUGAACUCGCCGGAGAUACACAUUCUUCCAAUCAAGAAGCAACGGCUCGCUGCCUUUUUUCCAAGAAAGUAAAUUAUGGGUUUUUAGAAUUUUAAGAUUAUUAUGAGAAGAAGAAAAAGGAAAAAAAAAAAAAUAAUAAAAAGAUGCACUUGGUUUUAAACUCAUUUAAAACUUUAAACUAUCUUUGUAAGUUAUUUUUUGGGGGAAGAGGGAGAGGAUCAGAUGUAGAGUCCCUAUAAGCUGGGUUGUUGGUUUUUUUUUUGUUUUUUUUUUGUUAAUAAAUUUUGACUUUUCAUGGGAAACUGAAUAAAAAGCAACCUAUUUUUCAAGCAGAUUGCACAUUUUGCAGCUUUAAUGGAGUAAUGGAUGAGUCAGAGGGGUAAGAGCUAUUUUCACUGCCAUAAAGUGCUUUGAUGAUGUAAUUCUUCAUAACAGUCAGAGUGGAAAUUUCAAAAUAAAUGUUUGUAUGUGCUAA
Molecule: messenger RNA, 1075 nt
Organism: Chaetura pelagica (chimney swift)
Lineage: Eukaryota; Metazoa; Chordata; Aves; Apodiformes; Apodidae
Gene: RAI2
Product: retinoic acid induced 2
Exons: 2
Coding region: 1-672 (223 amino acids)
Biological process (GO): animal organ development
Cellular component (GO): nucleus
Source: RefSeq, a predicted model, not a curated record